Lucilia cuprina (Australian sheep blowfly) is the source of this 742-nucleotide messenger RNA. RefSeq lists its product as uncharacterized. The record is from RefSeq and is a predicted model, not a curated record. Bases 1 to 726 code for a protein of 241 amino acids. Gene Ontology annotation, molecular function: protein binding. The transcript has 3 exons. NCBI's taxonomy places the organism in Eukaryota, Metazoa, Arthropoda, Insecta, Diptera, Calliphoridae.
AUGAGAAAAGUUUUUGAGAAAUCCAUUUGGUGUUUUAACCCUCAAACCGUUAAAUGGACUUUAGAAACUAAUCUGCCUGAAUCGCGUAGAGAUUUUGCCGUAAUUGCUGUUGAUAAUGAAACGAACAUAGCGUGUAGUGAAAUGUUAGAAGAGCAUGACAAGGGGUUUUAUGUCAUUGGUGGUGAGGGGGUUAAUGGCACUCCACUUAGUUCAGUGUGGUUUUACAAUAUCAAACGUAAAAUAUGGAUAAAGAAACCUUCAUUGAAUAUGGGACGUUACGGCUUAGCUGCUGCCAUGGUAAAUAACGAGAUUUGGGUAGCAGGCGGUAUAAUCAAUGACAAUACUGUUGGUAUUUGUGGCAACGGCAGCAGCCACGGAGAAACUAUAAAUGCCACAACGGCAACAAAAACAACAACAACACAUGUAAUCACCGAUACAAUAGAGAUUUACAAUUUAAAAUGUACACAUGAUGAAAUAUUGGCCAAUAAUCAAACAAAAGUUUUUUCAAAAGUUUGUGAAAGUAGUCGUCGAUGUAAAGAAGAAGGAGGCGGUGAUGUUGAAAGCAACAAGGAAGAAGAUGAAGGAGUAGUUAUUGGGGAUUCUAAUAUAAAUUGUGAAAAUUUGAAAAGUAGAACGGAGAAUGCUGCUGCUGCUGCUACUGUCAAUGUUGAUUGUAAUGUAGGCCAUUGGAUUAAAUCUAAGCUGCAUUUACGUUUACCCCGGUAAGAGGAUUAUUGGUUAU